Molecule: messenger RNA, 2058 nt
Organism: Vicia faba (fava bean)
Lineage: Eukaryota; Viridiplantae; Streptophyta; Magnoliopsida; Fabales; Fabaceae
Source: the annotation of a GenBank genome assembly
AUGGGGAGCCCUGGGUUGAGCAACCGCAAUUGCCGGCAGCACCACUGCUUAGGAAUUACAGAACCCAUCUCAUUCAUUGGACCCACCCAAUAUGAUAUCGCCAAGUCCCGUGAACUCGACAAGUACUUGCAAGACGCCGCCUUGUAUGAAAAUCAGGAGGAAGCAAUUUGCAGGGAACAAGUGCUAGGCAGGCUAGACCAGAUUGUGAAGAUUUGGGUCAAAACCAUUACGCGUGCAAAGGGAUUUAACGAACAACUGGUGCAAGAAGCAAAUGCCAAGAUUUUUACUUUUGGCUCCUAUCGUCUGGGGGUGCAUGGCCCUGGAGCAGAUAUUGAUGUUCUUUGUGUGGGACCUAGACAUGCAACCAGAAAAGAAGAUUUUUUUGGUGAGCUACAUAAAAUGCUAUCUAAGAUGCCAGAAGUGACAGAGUUGCAUCCAGUGCCUGGUGCUUAUGUUCCAGUGAUGGGUUUCAAGUUCAACGGCGUCUCUAUGGAUCUCCUUUAUGCAAAUUUAUAUUUGUGGGUUAUUCCUGAAGACUUGGAUUUAUCACAGGAAUCGAUAUUGCAAUAUGCAGACGAACAAUCUGUUCGCAGUCUUAAUGGUUGUAGAGUGACUGAUCAAAUCUUGAACUUGGUUCCAAAUGUUCAGAACUUUCGUACGACAUUGAGAUGCAUGAAGUUAUGGGCUAAGCGUCGUGGCAUUUAUUCUAAUGUUGCAGGUUUUCUCGGUGGUAUAAACUGGGCAUUGCUUGUUGCUCGAAUAUGCCAGCUAUAUCCAAAUGCGCUGCCUAAUAUGUUGGUGUCUCGAUUCUUUAGGGUAUAUACACAAUGGCGUUGGCCAAACCCAGUAAUGCUUUGUGAAAUUAGAGAAGGAUCUCUUGGACUUAAAGUUUGGGAUCCUAGAAUACAUCGGAAGGAUAAGAACCAUCUAAUGCCAAUAAUUACUCCCGCUUAUCCUUGCAUGAAUUCUAGCUAUAAUGUGUCGUCAAGUACAUUGCGUAUCAUGACGGAGGAAUUUCAAUGGGGACGUGAGAUUUGUGAGGAUAUGGAUGCUAAGAAAAAGGCUGAUUGGGAUACUCUUUUUGAGUGCUAUCCAUUUUUUGAAGCUUAUAAGAAUUAUUUGCAAAUAGACAUUUCAGCGGAGAAUCCUGAUGAUCUUAGAAACUGGAAAGGCUGGGUCAGGUCUCGCUUGCGCAAGUUGACAUUGAAGAUUGAGAGGGGCACCAAUGGCAUGCUUCAGUGUCAUCCACAUCCUGAGGAAUUUUCAGACAAAUCUAGACCUCUGCACUGUUCUUACUUCGUGGGUCUGCAACAUAAGCAAGGAGUUCCUCCCAAAGAAGGCGAACUAUUUGAUAUAAGACAAACUGUUGAAAAAUUUAAGCGUUCUGUCAAUAACUACAGUCAAUGGAAACAUGGAAUGGAUAUAUUUGUCACCCAUGUGAAACGCCGCAAUAUACCUGUCUUUGUAUUUCCCGGUGGUGUUCGGCCUAACUGCCCAUCCAAGGUAACCAGGGUGAGCAAGCGAAGUUCAGGGCUUAGGAUUUCCGGCCAUGGUCAAGCAGAGUUAGGAGAUAACAAUGAUAGGAAGAGAAAGCAAGCAGAAGAUAGUGUGGAUGUGUUGAGAAAUUCCAAGUCCUUUUCAGGGGAGUACCCUUCUGGGAACAGAGACACUGACGCAGAAAAUCUCGGUAUCGAAGAUAUUACGUGUGGUUCAUAUGAUGCACAUCAAGUCUUUUCAGAAGAACCUGAUGAGCUUGAAAAUGAUCUUGAGUACAGAAAUGAAGACAAAGAUUUUAGCGGGAACAUGAAAAACAUCAAUUUGAACUCUCAAUACUCAGAGUCUAAAGUGGCAGCAGACCCAAUUUUUUCUCAAAAGGAAAAUAGAAGUUCAACUCAUAUGUACUCCAAUGAGAGCUUGGAGGAGCUUGAGCCUGCUGAGCUAACGCCGCCAUUGUCAAUUGUGAAUUAUGCACCGGUGCCACAGCGGAAGUCAAUAAUUAGGUUCACCACAUUGGGCAAAUCUGCUGACAAAGGCUCCCAAGACUUUUGCAAGCUUUAG